This is a messenger RNA of Puccinia graminis f. sp. tritici CRL 75-36-700-3, 1342 nucleotides long. RefSeq lists its product as uncharacterized. NCBI's taxonomy places the organism in Eukaryota, Fungi, Basidiomycota, Pucciniomycetes, Pucciniales, Pucciniaceae. The transcript is spliced from 2 exons. Bases 95 to 1342 code for a protein of 415 amino acids. The record is from RefSeq and is a predicted model, not a curated record.
UCCAGCUGAUUUCUUUCAAGGAAAGCUGGACCUCCUCUAGCUGCCGCUUGAACUUCCCCUCACCCGCCCGGGCACCCCACUAUCCUUAUUCAGCAUGCCCCGGACUUCUGAACGUCAAUCAUUAGUCCGGGAUCUCUUCUUUAUGUAUAUGGUUGCUCUUGGUGAUGAACUAGAUCAGAGGAUAUUGUCUCUUUCUCGGAAUCGCCAUCAUUUCAUUCCGGGGGAGUCUUCAAUCUACGGACGACCUGUGCAUCAGCGGGAUGUUUUCGAUUACCUUAUGAGCGAUUUGGAUGAUCUCUCGGACCUUCUGCAGGUUGUUCUCUCCCACCGGUACCUCCAACCUCGUGCUCGUCCAAUCCCGCGUGAAGAAUUCGACAUUGCAAGAUUGUUCCAGAUUCCGGAUGACGAAUUUAAACAAACUGUUCGCACAUCAAAGGAGGGCUUCAGGUUGCUCCUUGACGAAAUCUCAUCCGACCCCAUAUUCCAAAGCACCGGACCCCGACCACAACUUCCAAUUGCACAUCAACUGGCCUUGACACUGGAGAGGCUUGGAUCCGCCGGAAGUAGCGCAUCGGUUGCCCGUUUCUCACGUGAUCUGAAUGUCGGUCGAGGCACAGUGAUCAAAGUGACUCGUCGUGUGAUUCGGGCAAUCACAAACCUCGGCAAGAAAUAUGUCCAAUGGCCAAGUGCCGAUCGUCGAUUAGAGAUCUCUGAUGUCAUGACAAACGAGGGCUUCGAAGGUUGUGUUGGGUUUGUGGGUGGCACUACUUUCCCGGUCUACCAACGGAAACGCGACUCGAUGAAAGCUCAGGUCAUUUGCGAUUGCGACAAAAACAUUAUCGCAUUCAUCACUGUAUGGCCUGAUUCUUGUGCUGAUAGCUCUAUCCUCAAGAGGAUGGAAUUAUGCAAGAACCCCAAUAAAUUCUUCUCGAAAGGUCAAUACCUUCUUGCAAGUUCGACUUAUCAACUCAGCCAAACCGUCAUCCCAGCGUACAAAGCACCAGCGGCUAAAGUCACGGAAAAUUCACGCUUCAACGAUUGUGUGACCCAGGCUCGAGCUCGGAACGAGGAGACGAUCGGAAUGUUAAAAAAUAGGUUUUGUUCUCUCAAAGAGAUCCGAUUACAACAUACGAAUGGCAACCGAGACAUGACACACUACGUUCAAUGGGUGUAUACAUGUGUAAUCCUUCAUAACAUGCUUGCUAAAACCGGCGACUCUUGGGAAGAUACCAUGCAAACUGAUCCCCAUGUGGGUACUACAGCUGUCAGCUCUGGUCUCUUAUGUGACCUAGAGUUGAUGGGUUUUGGUCACACUUUAGCCAAGAAGGGCCAGUGGAAUUGA